AAUUAUAAAAUGUUCAAUAGUGAUUGUGAAAAAGGUAAAGUAAUAUUAAUAGUGACGUUAGUUUCAUUUUUUUAUUAUACUGUAUGGGUGAUUGGUCUACCAUUUAUUGAUGAUAAUAGAAUACGAUCACUUUUUGGUUCUCAGAAUGUAGCCUUAAUGAUACCUGCUAUUUUAGGUUUAUGUUUCAUUGGUGGAUUAGUAUUCUUCACUAUUUAUCAUGUCAAGCCAUAUUUUUCAUAUGAUAAAUUAAAUAAAUUUCAUGAAUCAUAGAUUCUAUAUGAAAAUACAAAUAGAUGAAUUUCAAUUUAUCAUUCAGUCAAUAAAUAGACAGUGACUUGAAAGAUGAGUUAUAUAACUAUAUUACAUCACUUACAUUACCUCAUUAAAGUCCAGAUUACUCCAUUUUUAUCAACUAUGUAAGAGAAAGAAAAUUAAUAAUAAGCAGCUUGAAAUGUUUCCAAAAAAAUU
This is a messenger RNA of Hylaeus anthracinus, 468 nucleotides long. RefSeq lists its product as uncharacterized. The record is from RefSeq and is a predicted model, not a curated record. The coding region runs from base 10 to 270 and encodes 86 amino acids. Gene Ontology annotation, molecular function: enzyme regulator activity. Gene Ontology annotation, cellular component: dolichol-phosphate-mannose synthase complex; endoplasmic reticulum membrane. Gene Ontology annotation, biological process: GPI anchor biosynthetic process. Lineage: Eukaryota; Metazoa; Arthropoda; Insecta; Hymenoptera; Colletidae. The transcript has a single exon.